Molecule: messenger RNA, 1997 nt
Organism: Oncorhynchus masou masou (cherry salmon)
Lineage: Eukaryota; Metazoa; Chordata; Actinopteri; Salmoniformes; Salmonidae
Product: zinc finger protein OZF-like
Exons: 5
Coding region: 274-1773 (499 amino acids)
Biological process (GO): regulation of transcription by RNA polymerase II
Cellular component (GO): nucleus
Molecular function (GO): DNA-binding transcription factor activity, RNA polymerase II-specific; RNA polymerase II cis-regulatory region sequence-specific DNA binding
Source: RefSeq, a predicted model, not a curated record
CCCAAUCGCAUUCUUCAGAAUAAAGAAACGCCAUAACUGUGCUGUCAAGAGGAUAACUUUUGUGUCCGUUUCUCUUCAUUACUAAAGACUUGGGGGUCUUCCGAGGAAUGUACAUCAUUUCGACAAGACCGACCAAGGUCAAGUCUGAGGCCGGAAACAUCAACAGUGAAGACAAACCCAGCCUGCCUCUCUCCUUCCACACUGAGUCCAAACCUACAGUCACUGGGUCCUGAUUGUGACAGUGGAGCCCAGUUUGUACUGCAGGAUCCAGAGAUGACAUCAGUGAAGCUGGAGGACUGCAGUCAAACACUGGAGCUGAAUGUCAACAUUAAAGAUGAAGAAGAGGAGGAGGAGAAGAUUGGGACAUCUGUUUCUCAUGUGAGGACAGACCCAGCCUGCCUCUCUCCUUCCACACUGAGUAGAAACCUACAGUCACUGAGUCCUGAUUGUGACAGUGGAGCCCAGUUUGCACUGCAGGAUCCAGAGAUGGCAUCAGUGAAGCUGGAAGACUGCAGUCAAACACUGGAGCUGAAUGUCAACAUUAAAGAUGAAGAAGAGGAGGAGAAGAUUGGGACAUCUGUUAAUCAUGGAGACCAUGUUGAGACCUUCUCUACAUCCAGAGAGCAACAGCAGGAAGAUCACAGAGCUAAGAGGUCUCACCACUGCCCACAUUGUGAGAAGAGUUUCCCAAUUCUAUCAAAUCUAAAAAUACACCUAAAAAUACACACAGACCAGAAUCUGUAUUCCUGCACAGAUUGUGAGAAGAGAUUCACAACAUCACAGGCUCUGACAGCUCAUCAGAAAGUGCACACUGGAGAGAAGCCAUACUUCUGCUUUGUCUGUGGGGAGAGUUUCUUUCAACAGGGCCAUCUAAAAACCCACAAUCGAAUACACACAAGAGAGAAGCCAUACUCCUGCUUUGACUGUGGGGAGAGUUUCUCUCAACAGGGCCACCUAAAAACCCACCAACGAAUACACACAGGAGAGAAGCCUUACUCCUGCUCUGACUGUGGAAAGAGUUUCUCUCAACUGGGCAGCUUAAAAACACACCAACGUAUACACACAGGAGAGAAGCCUUACUCCUGCUCUUACUGUGGGGAGUGUUUCUCUCAACUGGGCAACUUAAAAACACAUGAACGUAUACACACAGGAGAGAAGCCUUUCUCCUGCACUGACUGUGGGAAGAGCUUCACAACAUCACAAGCUCUGACAGUUCAUCAGAGAGUGCACACUGGAGAGAAGCCUUACUACUGCUCUGAAUGUGGAAAGAGUUUCUCCCAAUUGGAUAUGUUAAAAUGUCACCAACGAAUACAUACAGGAGAGAAGCCUUACUCAUGCUCUGACUGUGGUAAGAGUUUCUCUCAACUGGGCAACUUAGAAGCACACCAACGUAUACACACAGGAGAGAAGCCUUACUCCUGCUCUGACUGUGGGAAGUGCUUCACAACAUCAGCUGAGCUAAAAGUUCAUAAAAGAUCACACACAGGAGAGAAGCCUUACACCUGUUCUGACUGUAGAAAGAGUUUCUCCCGAUUGGAUAUGUUGAAAUGUCAUCAGCGAAUACAUACAGGAGAGAAGCCUUACUCCUGCUCUGACUGUGGAAAAAGGUUCUCCCAACUGGGCAACUUAGAAGCACACCAACGUAUACACACAGGAGAGAAGCCUUACUCCUGCUCUGACUGCGGGAAGAGUUUCUCCCGAUUGGAUACCUUAAAACGCCACAAAUGUAUACAUAAAGGGCAGAAGCCUCAUCAGUUUUCUCAGACCAGCUAAGACUUAAAGUUACUCCAUCACUUAAAGAUGCACUAUGUAGAAAUCACUCCACCAUUUCCUGCAUGUUAAAAUUGCAAUAGUUCUAAAAUAAGCAGCCAUUGUGUAGUGAAUCAUUGAACCAUCUAAACCGCUGUGAAAUAUAUUUUCCAUUCUCAAAAUAUUGUAUUUUCAGCUGUUGUACAAAAAUGGAAGUAAAAAACAAAACUUCAGAACGGGAAGCAUAG